AUAUGGCGGUGGCUACGGUGGUGGCUACGGCGGUAGCAACGGCGGCAACAGCUGGUUCUAAGCUGCUAUGCUCUUGACGCUGCAAUCUUAUUUUUUUUUUUUACUCAUGUUCCUUGUCAACUCUGUCUCUCUACUCUCUUUUUUUUCAAUCUUUGUUUUUAUUAUUUUUCUACGUUAUGGAUGCAGGAUGCUUUGGUGGCACUUACAUUGUAUAUACCCCAUAUUUCACUUUUCUUUUAAUCAUUUGAAGCCUUCAUGGGGUCCAUGGAUCAAUGUUCAUAACACACAGCAUUUUGAAAGGAAGGAUCACCCAUUGCCAAUCUAUCUUUUCCUACUCUGUAUUUAUAGCGUUAUUUCAUUCAUUUAUUCUGUGCUUCUCAGCAUCUUCGCAGUACGGCUGUGUGUAUAUUAUUGCAUCGCACAUCUCAUAGACACAAUCAUACAGCAUUCAAAACAAGGAACAUUUUUAACAUAAUAAAAAAGCGAAUAUUUGUCAAGCA
Molecule: messenger RNA, 500 nt
Organism: Lobosporangium transversale
Lineage: Eukaryota; Fungi; Mortierellomycota; Mortierellomycetes; Mortierellales; Mortierellaceae
Exons: 1
Coding region: 68-475 (135 amino acids)
Source: RefSeq, a predicted model, not a curated record